Messenger RNA from Gavialis gangeticus (Gharial), 1264 nucleotides. RefSeq names its product ribosomal protein S27 like (gene RPS27L). The transcript is spliced from 4 exons. The coding region runs from base 101 to 355 and encodes 84 amino acids. Lineage: Eukaryota; Metazoa; Chordata; Crocodylia; Gavialidae. Gene Ontology annotation, biological process: translation; ribosomal small subunit assembly. Gene Ontology annotation, molecular function: RNA binding; structural constituent of ribosome. Gene Ontology annotation, cellular component: ribosome; cytosolic small ribosomal subunit. The record is from RefSeq and is a predicted model, not a curated record.
AGCACAGGGCGAGGAGCGCGUGCGACUGGGGCGUGCCCUGAUUGGCUGCCCUCGGGGCCCGUGUUAGGUUCAAGCGGACGGGGCUUCCGCUUGGGGAAACAUGCCUCUGGCUAGAGAUCUGGUGCACCCCUCCUUGGAGGAGGAAAAGAAAAAACACAAAAAGAAACGGUUGGUCCAGAGUCCAAAUUCUUAUUUCAUGGAUGUGAAGUGUCCAGGCUGCUACAAGAUCACCACAGUGUUCAGUCAUGCCCAGACAGUGGUUCUGUGUGUAGGAUGCUCAACUGUCUUGUGCCAGCCUACAGGAGGAAAAGCCAGGCUUACAGAAGGUUGCUCAUUUAGAAGAAAGCAGCACUAACUGGUCCCUUCACCAACAUGACUUUCACAUUAUGUGCUUCUGGAAGCCUUAUCUGUUCAGAAAUGCUGGUUAACAACUGUUGGAUAUUAAAACAAACAAAAAAAACAAACAGUGCUAUACUAGCUAGUCUGUUUUUCAAUACAUGUCUUAAUUAUGUGCAAUUUUUUCCUGUAAGUUCCUGGGUAAUUGACCUCUAUUUUUAUAGCUUUAUUAUACAACAUAUUCUGAAUGAGUGAUGCCAUUCCCAAUGAGAAGAGAAUCAGAACUUUAGACUUGUAACACAUUUCCUUUUCUUAAUUAUUAACUGAUUUAAUUGCAGCUGCUCCCAUCAGCUAUAAAAAUGAAAGACGUACUAGUUUAGUUACAGUUGGGGAUUGCUAUAAGAAUGCAUCUCAUACUUAACCAGAGUCACUUUACUAUGAAAAUGGAAGUUAAAAUUACUAGGUGGAUUAUACAAAGCAACUUCAACCCACUGGCUUUCAGCAUUACUGUAGUUCCACUUAUUUACUGUGGGUAUAUAUAGAUGGUCUAAGUCAGCUUACCAUUUCUCAAAUGAUGCUAGCUGAGCUGAGCCAAGCCCAUUUUAUGAGUUCUUUGGAAUGUGUGGCACUUUCUCUUACUGCUGCCAUUCUAAAUUCAAAAAUUGCUUUUGGCAUUGUACUGAAAAACAGGUGUAUUUUUUUUUUCCAAAAGCAAACUUUAAAGAAAAGUGUUCUGCAUACAAAAGGUUCAUAUACCACAACACUUAGUGCACAGCAAGUUGAGACUAGAACUAGCAUAUCAUAAGAUGACUCAAAUCAAUAAGAAUGGAACUAAAAUGAUUUUGGAACAAGUUCAUGCAUAAUAUUUUCAGCACUAUAAUGUGAAAUACCUACCAAGCAUAGAAAUUGGAGGGCCCUUUUGAGUAAA